Molecule: messenger RNA, 5132 nt
Organism: Amoebophrya sp. A25
Lineage: Eukaryota; Dinophyceae; Syndiniales; Amoebophryaceae
Source: the annotation of a GenBank genome assembly
AGUGAGGACGAGUUUCUCGUUUCUCGAUUCAAUGUGAAGCGAUCCCUGUUCCGUUCAAACUUUACUCGUGCCCUACGUUCCUUUCGUCGAUGCUCGAUGUUGAUGCACCUCACAAAACCUAAAAUCAUCGCAGCAUGUUCAUUUACAUCUUCAAGAAUUUUUAUGUUUCUUUUACGCAGGCACACGAUGGCUCUAUUCAACAGGAACUCUGCGAGAUCUGCCUGGAUUAAUUCAUAGUUACAGUAUUUGUGUGGAGGCUUUGGUGAGUCAUGUAAUUAAUGUAGACGAGGCCUUCCGUAAUUCCAGACUCCCAAAUCCCAUUUACUACCUUUUGAACUCGCUCUGCGUUUCACAAAACGAAAAUCCAGGCUACUGAUAACAGAUGCGUCGACAGGCGUAGGUAGGAAUUGACGGUUACAUGGUUCGUCGGCUUCGUGUGUUAGGUUCGAUACGUAGGAAAGCAUAAGGUUGAUGAAUUUGACUUAGACGAGGAGAUCUUUUUGGUUUUGAGUUUUGGAUUAUAUUUACACAUUUGCGUACCGCGGGUGAUUUGUGUUUGUAGCUAAUGAACGUCACGUUCUUUGGUAGUCGUAGGACAUGAAGCUGGAACAUGACGCGCAACAUUUGGUUCUAGUGUGACUCUUUUCAGUGUUGGUUUUGCUGCACUUUGGGAGGAGUUCUGCCCUAAGGGCUGUGGGAAGAUGGCGAGAAGGAGCUGCCGACUCCAGAGAUAUUUGUAGUCGGGGCGUUACUCUAAAUGUCAUGGUGAAAGAACAUGAUCAGUGAUACAAGCGACUAUUGGAUGAACAGCACAUAGGUUUUGAGUAAGACCAGCUAGAAAAUGACAAAACAAGGCAUGGUUUGGCGCGCCGUCGCUGGGGAUGGCGGGCAACCGACAAAAGCGGACGAGAGCACGGGAGUAUACAACGCGUCGUCUACUCCUGGUGGUAAAAAAAAGGGCAAAGGCAAACGGGGAAGCGCUUCCAAGAACAAGUCUGCUGCUGGAAUCGGCCAGGUGGUGAGUAACCCAGCAACGUCGGCGGCAGCAAGAAAUAGCGGAGCAUCGCGCAAAACGAGCGAUGAAUAUAAGCCCCCAACGAACAACUCAAUUGUAUCGAUUGAAGAUCUAGUGGGAUCAGCCAGCACUAGUAGGAAUCGGCAAAGGCGCCAGCGACGGUACAACGAAAACACCGAUCUGGCGAACGAAAAAUCAAUCGUGGAAGAAGAAGAUGAUAUCGAUUCUGUGGCGGGCAGUGCUGACAAGACUUACCCAAAUCCACCCAGCAAGAAGGGACCGCAGUGUGAAGGUGGUCCCGCAUCUUCGUCUAAGACGGGAGAAACGCGCAAGAAAAAUAUUCAGAUCACGGAUAUUCCGUGGGCGACACUACCUGGCGCGUCGGGAGGUGGUCAGAAAGUUGCGGGGAAACGCAACCUGGCUAGCGGCGAAGUUGGUGCUGGGAGAGGAGGACCAGAUAGGGCACUCGCAGCGCAUUUGAUUGAUGAUUCCACUAGGAGUCACACAGAAAAAGACGGAGCCACGAAUGGAGGAGAUAAUCUCCAGGCACCGAAAAAGAAAAAGUUCAAUAUAGAGGAUCAGGCGGUUCUUUCUCCAAUUGCGCGCUCUCCAAUUUCGUCGCCACAUGAGGACGACGGCCAUCAAAUUGGAAAAGAGGGAGAAAUCUGCGGCCGCUUCUCGUCGGCAGGCGCUGCGGAGCAGUUAGAUGGUGCGGCUCGUCAGAGCUCGAAAUUUGCACCCGCAGAGCGAACACAGAAAGCGCGAUCGUCUAACAGUAAGCAAUCGUUGGUUACAGCGGGAAGAAGUGAUGCGUCGUCCAAAGCAGUGCAAUCGCCGCGAAGCGAAAGUGAGGAACCGGCGCAACGCGAAAAAAGGGACGAGAGCGACUCUGCCCCUACCACGACGUUCGCCGGGGAAAGCAAGGGAAGCAAGAAAGGUGAGCCGCAGCAGGAUCAGAAAACCGCCGCGAAGGAGAAGGCGACAAGGAGAGACAGGCCGCCACGGACGCGAAUGUCGGCAGCUGCACGUGCAGCGAACGCGAAGCUCCGCGAAUUGAACGACCAAAGGAAUAUGCAGAAACAUUUAGACUGGUUUAAGCAAAAGUUUUGGAAAACUUGGCGUUCGAGAAAGUACUGGAUGGACAGCGUAAAAGAUGAGAUAAAAACGCAACAGGAAUGGAAGUCGAUGAAGGCAGACAAGGAAGCACGUUCAACGCCGGGUAGAAGGAAGGACUCCUCUAUGUCAAUGAACGAAGAUACUAGUAGAGGUGCCGGUGACGUCAAUCUCUUGGAUACGGAUCCGGAGACGUUGGAGAAACUACCAAGUGAGGCCAAGCAGCUCGCUGAAUUCCAGAAAAUUGAGGACUUUCUGCAGCGUUUGGCCAACCGGCAGCAACUGCAGCCACGAAGAAAACAGGCAAUGGAAAUUGCGUUCAAGCGGAUCAAAGCCGCUGUUUCAGACUUGUUUGGCGACAACGUGGCAAGGCUCGAGCUCUUUGGAUCGGUGGUCAACGGAUGCGCAACGAACGCUAGCGAUUACGAUUGCGGCCUUCGCUUCGCGGAAAAUGAAAAAACAAUGCAAGAGCUAAAAAAGAGGGGCGACAUCUCUUUUGACAGUGGUACUGAACUCCCUAUCUCUCUUAUAUCACACGUAGACUAACUAUGUACUUCUAUGAGCAGAACGGUGAUAGACAGCCUGCACCCGGAUUUCUGCAUAUUGGUUCUUAUUGUCACCUGGGGGAAGACCAAGGAUUUCGUUCUAUCACUAGGCGCUACAUAAGUAUGGAUACGCGAUUAUAUUAAACAAGGGAGAGGCGUCUUACCUCCUUGAGGGCUCAAGUGCUUUCGGUAGUCUGAAUCUGUUAUUGUUUGAAUCAUGUUCACUCCUCAGUCGACGGAAUCCGAGUACGUGCGGGGAACGAGCUUGCUGUUUGCGUGCUGAAGAAGUUACAGGAUCGUGUAAAAGAGGACCCAGAGUGUCUAAAAACACAGCUGAUUGCGAACGCAAAAGUACCGAUUCUGCAAGUCGAGUAUCGUCCCAAAGAGGAAAAGUUUCGACCAUCUUGCUUUGAUGUUUCCAUCACUACCAAGGCAUGGACGUUCGACAACUCCCGCUUACUCUACUUGUAUCUGCACAUGCAUCCCAAAAAAAUUGUGCGACACUUAGCUGUGUUGCUGAAGGAGUAUGUGAAGUGUGCGAACCUGGGAUCGGCGAAAGAGGGGAUGCUCUCGAGCUACUCGUAUCUUCUGCUCCUAAUUCACUAUUUGCAGGUUGUGAAUGUGCUGCCGCGGUUACAGCACCCGAAGUACUGGUACAUGGGACUCGGCUCGUGCGGGCCGCAGUACAAUGUACAGAAAUCGGAACAUGCCAGUAAUGCAGCUGUCUCUAGGUCAUCUAGCGCGCACGAAAAGAUGGAGACAGAGCAGAACAGCGUGCCGCCGCCGGGCACGUAUACGAAUAAUGCCGAGAGAAGUACAAAAAGUAGUGCGGUAAUGUCUGAGAAUGUUGAGAGCCAGGAUUUUUUUCCGGGCCCCGCGCCUGGUUGUCGCGAGGGAGACACUUACUGGUUCUUCGACCCCGAGACGGCAUGGGACCAAUAUUGUUCAUCUGGAACCGGGGGCCAGGACGAGGCUGACUCACCUAAGCUCUCGAAGCGCGAGCAGCGAGCCGUGCGGGCGCGAUUACCUCAGGCCGACUACCGUGCGCUCUUCAACCUCGAGCCAGUGGGCGCCGAGGCCGGUGGGCCCGAUCUACUUCAACUUUUUUAUGGCUUCUUUCAGUACUACUCGCAGGAGAUGGAUUGGAGCGUUGCCCCCUCUAUGGUUCCAAGACACAUGAUCAGCGUGUCCAACCUUUCCUCAAAGACGCGGCUGGCCGAGUACCGGCGGGACCUUGAGGAAGAGCUACGCGAAGCCAAACUUGCCGAAAAGGCGCUGCUCGCCAAGCAGCGCGAGGAGGAGGAGGAGGAGACGGCAGGCGCUGCUGCAGGCGGUGCAGAUGAGCAGAAGCAAGAGGGUUUGCAGAGCGACCCAACAGAAGGGGAAUCCGCUGAAAAUGCAUCUGUGAGUGAUACCGAGGAAUCCACUACCGCAAAGCCAUCGUCGAAGACAGUAGAGGAAACUGAAGUGGAAGCACCACGAUUGCUCGCAAUUUCGAAGCCUUCAGGGGCGUUCGGAAAAAGUGCCGCGUUUGUGAAUCUUGGCCUUGUUUCUCAAAAGGACGAAGCGUCUGCUCCGCGAAGUCAAAAAGCGGAUGACGAAGAAAAAAUGCCCUCGGCUGAUGAAGGGCAGCACGAGAGUCCUCUGAUCGGAAAGGAGUCCUCUGAUCGAAGCGCUGACACGGUGACAAAAAACGAGGACGCUGCACAGGAAAAGCCGCGUAAGGAGAGCAAGACGGUUUCGCUAAAGCAUCCUCAGCUUGGGAGCUACUUCGUACCGAAGAGCCUUUUUCGGACAAGCGAUUCCCUACAGAGUGGUAGCACGGUUAGUCCAGCGACUGAGCACAGGAGCGUCGGGGAUGGUGGCGUCGAAGCUAUGACUGAGGCAGCGAAUGUUCCGCCCACCGACGGCAGUACAACAACAUCUGCGCCAGCCGCGUUUACCACUAAGAGCGUCGAAAAUGAUCCCGUGGAGCUGGAGACGCUCAGACACAGGUUCGUGGACGAUCUGAUAGAUGAAUUCUGUCCAGUGCGAAGCAGAAAAAACGACUGGCACUUCAUGAUUGAGGACCCGAUCCAGCCAGACCGCUUUCUCGGGAUGAACGACUACAAUUUUCGAAACUGGUUUCUGGUAUGCACCAACAGUACGUGUAAGAACCUGAAGAAGAAGAGCCUCCAGCUUGCCGACGUGGAGAAGGUCUUCAAAUAUCAUUGGAAGUACCAGACUCUCAUAUCACAGCAUCCAUGAAGCACACCGCACGUGAGUAUCCAUCUUCUGUGAUCAUAUACAGAAAGCUUUUGACCGCAGACGGCGGCGAAUCCGCUUUCGCGGUUUCCUCUCCUGCGCGCUUUGUAGUGCGGACUCAUUCCUUUUCUAUUCAUCAUACUGUUGAUGUUUCUCUACUAUUGUUUCCCAUCUGGAGAUUCCGAAAAAGUACGUCCGUGAACAGGUCUAUGUAU